AUGGGCGGUGAUUCUACGAAUGAGACGGGCGUUAUCGAUCCGAUGAGUUUCUUCGAUGAGGACUCAAAUACGAGGGCCACUCUCGCGUCAUUUGAGGAUGGCAAGGAGAAGUAUAAGCAGUUAACUGAGGAGGAGCAGAAAAAUAUGUCGAAAUCUAUUGCGGACAUCUUUAACUUGAAGGAGGAAGCUGAGAAUAGGGAAGAUGUAGAUAUGGAUGACGAUGCUGAAGAGGUGGUGGAUGUAGAGGACAGGGAGAGGAGGACGGAGAGAUUGAAGGGGGCACUGGGAAUAUUGGCGCAGUUAUGGUGGCAAGAUUCGGUUUUCAUCAAUGAGGCUGCGGAGAAAUUGGCGGAUGGGAGUAGAGAUGCUAAAUGGCGAGUGCCUCUUGGAGACUCUGGUAUUUUGAAUUUCUUUCUUGAAAUAUUGAAUGCACAUACUUUACGCCAUGCCCUUAGACUUCAAAUAUUGCGAUUGGUGGGAAACUCUUGCGCAGAUACAGUUCCUGCUCAACAACAGGCUUCUAGUUCAUGUUUGAGCAAAGAACUUGUCAAACUCAUUGCGAGCCCUCGGUUCAAGGACAGCGUACAUUUUCUUGAGUACAUAUGUAAAUUACUCGAUCUACUUAUACAACAACCUUCGGAGCCAGAUAUGGCACCAGAUAAUAUUCCAAUUGUCCUAUUGAAGUUGGCUUUUGAUCGUGAAAAUCCAGUAGAUAUGGAAGAUUACAUUGCUCUUGUCAACACUGCUGUGGCGUAUCUGGGACACGAGAAAUUCCAAAAGACAUUGGUCAAAGGACCUCAAGCGCUCGAUACCGCUCUUGCUGUCCUCGUUGAUUCAUAUACACGAUUCGAUUCCCAUCCAUCAAUUGGUCCCUCGACAACACACGAGGACGAUGCAAAAGUCUUGUCACAAAUGCGUAUCAACUUAAAUUCGGCUUUGUCUGACAUCUCAGCUUUACCGGAAUUUAAAGAGGCAUGCCCAGUUGUGUCGCCAUUUUCUUCUUCGCUGCGCCGAUGGUUAUCAAGCGAACAAAUUCAAUUACAGGUUUGUGCUUGUAUAAUGCUAGGCAACCUUGCUCGUAAUGAUGAAGCUUGUGAACUGUUCGUACACACCGCUCGAGUUCACACACCCCUGAUCUCUAUACUCAAAGAUGUUAACGAUUCACAAUUACUUCAUGCGGCCCUUGGUUUCCUCAAAAAUCUGGCGUUGCCUAUAAAGAAUAAGGAAGUAUUAGGAAGCUCCGGGAUUUUUGAAGUCCUCCCUAGAUUAUGGCUUCUUGAUAUGCUACAACCAAUCCAAUUAUCAUCCAUAUCUCUUAGUCGUCAACUCGUCAAUGGCUCCAUGGAAAAUGUCAAUCGAGUCUGUGCACGUCUUUCGGCAGAUGAGGAUUCGCCAGCUCACGAACGUUCAAAUCUUUCUCUCUUAAUCGCGUUGUUCGAUCGCACUGAUGUAGAGCCAAUUAGAAUGGAAAUCUCCCGUCUAAUUACAGCCGUAUGUCGAGUGUUCACAGCCUAUAAAGGUCGACCAGUUGAAGAACUCAACGAAACUCGAAGAAAAUUCCUACUCCGCCAUCCCGACAUCGGACGCCCCCUAAGUUUCAUGGUCUCUCAAACCAAAUGGCCGAUCGUCAGAAGCGAAGGAUGGUUUGUGUUUGCACUCAUGGCUCGACAUCCCGAUAGUGCGCAAUGCAUUAGCGACAUGAUGCAAGACGUCGCCGUCUUCCAACCUCUCGUCGAAAUGCUCACGGGCAAACCACUCCUAGAAUACAACCCCGCCUACGCAAUUCACACUCCCCGAUCUACCACCUCAGACAGCAACUCAUCCGGAACCCUGGGAAUCGAGCCCCAAAGCCCUGAACCGGAGCCCGUACAGCCACACGCACAAGCCGCGGAAAUGGCACGCAUUGAUCGGGAAAAUGCGCUGGUGCUCGUGAGUGAGCUGUUGAAGAAUAGGGGGAACGAUAUGGCGGUUAUGAGACGCGCGGUCUUUGAGGAUUUGUUGAAGGGGGGUGGGGAGUUGGUUAUGAGUAGUAGGGAGGGGAUGGAGGGGAAUGGGCCUGCGAAGUGGAGGGAGCCGGAUCCAAGGGGUCCGGGGCUGAAUCUGCAGGAGGUGGCUAUGGAGAGUAUUAGGGAAAUUUCGUAG
This is a messenger RNA of Sclerotinia borealis F-4128, 2142 nucleotides long. The record is from the annotation of a GenBank genome assembly. Lineage: Eukaryota; Fungi; Ascomycota; Leotiomycetes; Helotiales; Sclerotiniaceae.